AAGCUCUCAAGCAUCUUCAGCCCUCUCUUCCUCUCUCCCUCUAUCUCUCUCUACUUCAGACAGCACAACCCAAGUGUAGUAUAACUCUCUGAUCUCUACCUCAAUUUCUCUCACUUAUUUGUCUGUCGUGCGUCGUCUUGCCUGUUUUGGUUUCUCAACUGAUCCGAAUAAACAAGGCAAGAAUGCUAGGGAACAAAGAUUCUUGAUCUUCUGCAGCUAGAGGUAAUUUGUUUGGAAGCAGAUCUAGAGCGAUAAGCUGCAAUAUGGGAGUAGUACUGGAACGAGUCUGUAACACCUUGAAUGGGCUGAAGCCGGCCAUGUUAAUGGUGGUGGUUCAGCUUACCCUUGCUGGGGUCAAUGUGUUGUACAAACUGGCUGCAAAUGAUGGGAUGAACUUGAGGGUUCUUGUUGCCUAUCGCCACAUUUUCGCUACUGCUUUGGUUGCUCCUCUCGCUCUCGUUUUAGAAAGGAAAAGCUGGCCAAAGCUGACUCGGAUGGUGCUCUUUCAGUCAUUUCUUUGCGGGCUAUUCGGGGGAUCAUUAUAUCACAAUUUGUAUAUUGAGAGCUUAGCCUUGACAUCAGCAACAUUUGCUUCAGCCAUGACUAACCUAGUUCCUUCCAUUACCUUCAUCCUGGCCGUCUCCUUUGGGUUGGAGAAGUUGGGUCUCGGGACAAUUGCAGGAAAGGCUAAAGUAUUGGGAACAGUAAUGGGAAUAGGUGGGGCAAUGCUCCUCACUUUCUAUAGAGGUGCAGAAAUAAACAUCUGGUCUACUAACAUUAACCUUCUGCAUCAAGGCCAAAACCAGAGCGGACACUCGGAAAAUCUACUUCUGGGUGCUGCAUUGGCUCUAGGAAGUUGUUUCUCAUUUGCCACUUGGUUAAUAAUUCAGGCAAAGAUGAGUGAGAGAUAUCCAUGCCACUACUCAAGUGCUGCUCUGACGUGUAUGAUGGGAGCAAUCCAAUCUGCUGUUUUUGCCCUAUGCAUGGAUCAUGGGGAUUGGAGUCAAUGGAAGUUGGGCUGGAAUGUCAGGCUACUCACAGUGUCUUACUCAGGAAUCGUGGGUUCUGCAGUUGGGAUCACUUUGAUUGCAUGGUGCGUGCGCAUGAGAGGCCCUUUAUACGUCUCCAUCUUCAACCCUCUGAUGCUCGUUUCAGUUGCCAUUAUGGGAUCUUUAGUACUGGACGAAAAGCUACACCUCGGAAGCAUACUAGGAGCCGUGUUGAUAGUGUGCGGGUUAUACGCAGUGCUGUGGGGUAAAGGGAAGGAGAUGAAGAAGAAGAACAUCACUCGAGUAGCACCCUCAAAUUGCUCUCCUGACUCUGAGUUGACAGAGAUCGUUGUCACGCAUCCAGAAGUAGUACCGGACAAUAAUACCAAGAACAAUACAGAUAUUAAAUCCGAAAGCAGCCAGCUCCCAAUAAUUAGCUCUAAAGCCUCCCCAAUAGAUGAUCAUGGCAACACAUUGGAACAUUAGCAGGUUGGAGAACAUGAUGAAGAAAGUAAUACCGAAGAACAUGAUGAUCAUACAGAAAAACCAACAGAGUAUUAAUAUAGAGUAUGAAAACACGCAUGCAUGCAUGCAUAAAGCAAAUUGAAGCUUCUUUCCGGCAAAUCGGCAAUUCUUGAUCAUCUCGAUAUUCGACUAUAUAUUAAUGUAAUAAUAUUCUUUUAAAGGUGAAGAGAUUUGUUAUUUGAUUCAUUCAUUUUUUUUCUUUUGAAUUCAUUAUAAAUGAA
Juglans microcarpa x Juglans regia is the source of this 1735-nucleotide messenger RNA. Its product is annotated as WAT1-related protein At1g68170-like. The record is from RefSeq and is a predicted model, not a curated record. The transcript is spliced from 7 exons. Lineage: Eukaryota; Viridiplantae; Streptophyta; Magnoliopsida; Fagales; Juglandaceae. Gene Ontology annotation, molecular function: transmembrane transporter activity. The coding region runs from base 264 to 1475 and encodes 403 amino acids. Gene Ontology annotation, cellular component: plasma membrane.